This is a messenger RNA of Zychaea mexicana, 489 nucleotides long. RefSeq lists its product as uncharacterized. The coding region runs from base 1 to 489 and encodes 162 amino acids. The record is from RefSeq and is a predicted model, not a curated record. NCBI's taxonomy places the organism in Eukaryota, Fungi, Mucoromycota, Mucoromycetes, Mucorales, Lichtheimiaceae. The transcript is spliced from 2 exons.
AUGGUGUUCCGGGACAAUGACAAGCAAGAGAUCCGGCGCCAGCGAGAAGCUGAUUCGCGAGAACAACAAAACGUCGACUGUCUCGAUAGUAUGACGCUACAAAUCCUACGUAAAUAUCGAAAAAGACUGGAACCUUCAGGGUAUCAAUCAUUACCAGACCUAUGGCCAGACCUAAAGGAACUGAUUGAUGCAUCCUUACAACUGCCAUCCUGGCAGGCCAUUCAACGGCUAUUAAACCAAACAAGCUACUUUUACGAGUUCUGUCAUGGUUACCGCGCAGACACGGAGCAAGUUGAGUACCAAGAAUAUUUCAAACAUCUGGAAGACGCAUGGAUACAUCUUUUUGGACAAGAGGAUCUUGCAAUGACGGAUCGGAUUAGAGCGCUGAACGUGUUACGGGAUGGGCAUCAGCUUGCUGCAGAGGAAUUUGGUAUUCCAAACGCGUUGAAUCGAGCUUUGGAAGCAGGUGUCAUCCAACAACAGCAAUAA